UGUAUUUUGUCUCUUUAUGGUAGUUCGUUCUCUUAGCUUUUACGGAACAAAACAAUAUAAAUUUUUUAUUUGAAAAAGUAAAGAAAAUGCAAGAUUUUGUUGAAUUGUUGUAACUGAAACAAGUGCUAAAACAUCGUAGAACCAGCAAUGUCUCAAGAAAGUGCCAUCGUUUUCACCAUAUUCUACGCGCUGCUGUGCUUCUGCAUAGUGUACCCUUCGACGGAAUUCGUUUCCGCCGGUCUCACAGUGGACCAUGUCUUCUCGUCCACGCUCGGUUCGGAAGCGAUGAGUUUCGUGCAGCACCACAUCCGGCGGACCAGUCUGAAUCUGAUGGUGCACUCGCUCCUACCGGUCAUGUACAUCCGAGUGUACUUUAUGCAGUUCGAUCAGCAGAGCGCCGGAGGUACGGAUGGAGAACCGGAUCCGUAUUCUCCGUUGGCGCUGGUGUGGAAAGGGCUUAUCGUGGCUGCGGUUUUGCUGCCAGGACUGGUGGCCGGAGCCAUCUACUACUGGUCCCGGAAGGGAUGGGAGAAUCACCCCAUUGCCAAGAGGUUGGCGCUGUUCAGUGAUGGAAAUGGGCAAUUGCCGGAUUGGAAGGCCGUGGCGGCCAAUAUCAAUAGCGAGUACAGGAGGGAUGAUAAGGUGGUCAUAAGGAUGAAUCCCGUCUCGAGGGUUGUGGUGACCGAGAGCUGGAUCAUCAAGACGGGUCCCUAUUGGAUCAAUAUAGCCAAACAGGACGACACAGCGCUGAUUGCUUACAAGAGCGAUACCCAUGACGUGAGCCAGGAAGCGUUCGAAACGGUCCAGUACGUGAACAUUGCGGUCAAACCGACGCGCCCCGGAAUCCGGGAGUUCUCCAUCAGGAUCAAUGCCCUGGAUUUCAAGGAUCUACAGGACCGUAUCAAUCGUCCGAUAACGAUCCUGUCCAGCGUGAAGUUCCAUCGGUCCGUGCUGGAGCGAUUCGUGGACGUGUUCAAGGAGCAGGUGUCGCAUAAUCCGACCUACAGGUUGGAGAGCAACGCCGCCGUGGACAGUGCGGACAGUUGCUUUGCCUGUAUGCAGGCGCAGCCUAACAUAAAGAUUCAAAAGAACUGUUUGGACGUGGACGAAGCUGGGGUGCCAUUGCCCGAGGCCCAGUGCUGUCAGGUGUGCAAUUGUCGGCCGAUGUGGUGCAUCGAUUGUGUGGCCAAGUGGUUCGCCUCGCGGCAGAAUCAGUCGGAGCGGGAAUCGUGGCUACAGCAAAAGUGCACAUGUCCGAUGUGCCGGGCAAGGUUCUGCGUGUUGGACGUGUGCUACAUAGAGUAGGAUGAACGAGCACUGGACUACUGAACCUAAGAGGUAAUUGAACUUUAAGCGCUUCACUAUUUUUCGAGAAUGAAUUUAUGUGGCUUUUGUGUGUGAUAAAUCCUAUCGAAUACGAA
Aedes aegypti (yellow fever mosquito) is the source of this 1421-nucleotide messenger RNA. RefSeq names its product transmembrane protein 129. The transcript is spliced from 2 exons. Bases 148 to 1305 code for a protein of 385 amino acids. Gene Ontology annotation, biological process: protein ubiquitination. Gene Ontology annotation, cellular component: endoplasmic reticulum; membrane. The record is from RefSeq and is a predicted model, not a curated record. Gene Ontology annotation, molecular function: ubiquitin protein ligase activity. NCBI's taxonomy places the organism in Eukaryota, Metazoa, Arthropoda, Insecta, Diptera, Culicidae.